AUGGGAUAAUCUACGUCCUCAUAAUCAAAUCCUAUUUCUUCUUCUUUCUUUAAAACUUUCUAAAGCCAAUUCAAACCAAUUGAUUUAAAAAAUGAAUUUAAAACCGGGUAAAUCUACGUCAAUGAUGCCAAUUAAGAGAUGGUUAUUGAAUUCCCUUAUAGAGUUUUUAAUCAUGAAUCCGACGAACCCUGGCUGAAAUUCCAAACCAUGAUCAAAAAAAUUCAAGCCCCCUACAUAAUAGAUUAUUAUGGAAGCAUUGAAAAACAAUCAUCAGAAUUUUGCUCAACUUCUACUGUUAUUUCAAGCUACUUUGAAUACAUUCCCCAAAAUUUAGAAAAGUAAUUCAUUUCGCUAAAUUAGAGAAUUAAAACAUAGAAAACAACAUUCGGAACGGUUUUCUGAAAAGGAAUUAUGGUACUUUCUCUGGUCAAUUGCUAAUGCUCUCUAUGAGUUGAAGCAGAAGGGAUACAACCAUUAAGAUAUUAGACCAGCCACAAUUUCCUUAAAAUCAAAUGGAUAAAUAAAGUUAUAUCCAAUAGGAAUAAUAUUUGAUUAAGAAAAUUCAAUCAAUAAAUUUAUCAACAAUAAAACAGAAACAUAUCUUCCUCCUUCUCUCAAAAAACAACUGCAACAAAAUUAGUAACCCAAAAUUCAGUGGAAUUUAAUUGAUUCUUAUGCUUUGGGAAAAACCUUACUAGAUUUGAUGCAAUUAAAUGAUUAAAAAUAAUUAGAUGAACAACAAAUUAAUGAAUUACAAAAUUAAUGUUAUAAUCAUUACUCUAUCCAAUUGAUUCGAAUCAUGGAGUCAUUAAUGGCAGAGUCAGUAAACUAAUUAACCAUAGAUGAUGUAUAUUAUAUCCUCAAACCAUAUCAAAACAAAAUACUUAAUUUCUAAGACUUUGUUGUUAACUAUGAAGAAGUAAAAUAAAAUGCGCUACCUUUAACUAAUACAUUAAAAUGUAAAUCUGUUAUUGAAAGUUUUUCAUAUCGCUACAGCCAACUUUCCAGUUUUCAGUAACAUUAACGGACUUAAUCAGAAAUCAUUUAUGAAACAUAAUAAUAUUAAUAAAGCCCAAGACAAAUUGAAACAUAAUAAAUCAAAUAGUAAAUAUAAUAUUAAUAAGCCAACAACAUUGAAUCUUAAAGAUUCCAAUAAAAAUUUUAUUCAUAAAAUAAUUACAUAGAACAGAAUAAAUUAGGAAAUUAAUCCAUGUUCUUAUAACAAAAAUCUGAAUAUUAAUUUUAAGAUCCAAAUUUUCCAUAAUAAUAAUUAUAAGUUACCAACUAAUAGCCAAAACUCAUUUAAAAAUUAAUGUUAUAAUCCUAAUUAAUUCCAUCAUCUCAAUAACCAAUACAACAAGAUACCUUCAGUACAACCUAAAUAUCUCCUAACUAUUAAUUAGCGCAAACAUAUAAUUAGACAUCCACUUCAAUUCGAAGCAAUCCAAAUGUUAUUGUAGGCCCAUCUCCUACAAUUCUGAACUAACCAAUAGAUGCUACAAAUGUAUAAACAUUUUAAAAAUAACAAUAAUCCCCACAAAUCCCAUUAUAUCCCACUACUUUAUAGCCUUAGUUACCUAAUAUGUAAAUUCCAAUACAAAGAUAUCCUUCUUAAGUAAUAAAUUUAUGUAUUAUAAAUUCUUAGAAUUAAGCUAAUGAUUUUGUCACUCCAAAAAGAGAAGUUUAAUCUAGAAGUAUACCUUUAGGCGCUCCUAAUUAAAAUAUAAAUGGAGCAAUAUAAACUGUAGACCUCCCAACGAUUCCGAUUCAAUAGUAUAACUUAACAAAUCCUCUUUUAUAUACACCUAAUUAACCAAAUAAUUAAAUGUAAAAUAUAAAUGCUAUGAAUCUACCCCUAAAUCCAAUUACUUAUUCAUAAGUUCCUAAUCCUUAUUAUGUUACACCAAUUUAAGAUCACAACUUAUCAAAUUAACCUUUGAAAGUUUCAAGUUAGUUAUCUUAUUAACCUCAGUAACCUAUGUAAAUCAAAUAAGAUGCAAAUGAGAAUUUUAAACCUUAAUAUAACAAUUUUGAUAGAAUUCGAAAUAUUCUUAAAGACUCAGAAGAUUUAUUGUAAUCAAUAAAUAAAUGAAGAAUAAUAUUUAUUAAUGAAAAUCUAAGAAUUUAUUCAUAUAAAUAAUAUACAUAUAAAUUUACUCAUGAAUCAUUAGGGUUUUGGACAUUUACCAUAUCUUUUAAUGUAAUCAUUGUAUUUUUUUUAACAUUAAAUUGCGGUCCAUUAAAAUGUGUUUAAUUUGUGAUCUCNAAAUAAAAUGCGCUACCUUUAACUAAUACAUUAAAAUGUAAAUCUGUUAUUGAAAGUUUUUCAUAUCGCUACAGCCAACUUUCCAGUUUUCAGUAACAUUAACGGACUUAAUCAGAAAUCAUUUAUGAAACAUAAUAAUAUUAAUAAAGCCCAAGACAAAUUGAAACAUAAUAAAUCAAAUAGUAAAUAUAAUAUUAAUAAGCCAACAACAUUGAAUCUUAAAGAUUCCAAUAAAAAUUUUAUUCAUAAAAUAAUUACAUAGAACAGAAUAAAUUAGGAAAUUAAUCCAUGUUCUUAUAACAAAAAUCUGAAUAUUAAUUUUAAGAUCCAAAUUUUCCAUAAUAAUAAUUAUAAGUUACCAACUAAUAGCCAAAACUCAUUUAAAAAUUAAUGUUAUAAUCCUAAUUAAUUCCAUCAUCUCAAUAACCAAUACAACAAGAUACCUUCAGUACAACCUAAAUAUCUCCUAACUAUUAAUUAGCGCAAACAUAUAAUUAGACAUCCACUUCAAUUCGAAGCAAUCCAAAUGUUAUUGUAGGCCCAUCUCCUACAAUUCUGAACUAACCAAUAGAUGCUACAAAUGUAUAAACAUUUUAAAAAUAACAAUAAUCCCCACAAAUCCCAUUAUAUCCCACUACUUUAUAGCCUUAGUUACCUAAUAUGUAAAUUCCAAUACAAAGAUAUCCUUCUUAAGUAAUAAAUUUAUGUAUUAUAAAUUCUUAGAAUUAAGCUAAUGAUUUUGUCACUCCAAAAAGAGAAGUUUAAUCUAGAAGUAUACCUUUAGGCGCUCCUAAUUAAAAUAUAAAUGGAGCAAUAUAAACUGUAGACCUCCCAACGAUUCCGAUUCAAUAGUAUAACUUAACAAAUCCUCUUUUAUAUACACCUAAUUAACCAAAUAAUUAAAUGUAAAAUAUAAAUGCUAUGAAUCUACCCCUAAAUCCAAUUACUUAUUCAUAAGUUCCUAAUCCUUAUUAUGUUACACCAAUUUAAGAUCACAACUUAUCAAAUUAACCUUUGAAAGUUUCAAGUUAGUUAUCUUAUUAACCUCAGUAACCUAUGUAAAUCAAAUAAGAUGCAAAUGAGAAUUUUAAACCUUAAUAUAACAAUUUUGAUAGAAUUCGAAAUAUUCUUAAAGACUCAGAAGAUUUAUUGUAAUCAAUAAAUAAAUGA
Molecule: messenger RNA, 3436 nt
Organism: Paramecium octaurelia
Lineage: Eukaryota; Ciliophora; Oligohymenophorea; Peniculida; Parameciidae
Source: the annotation of a GenBank genome assembly